AUGUAUAUUCUAUUUGUAUUACAAUUGUUUCUUAAUUUGAAUCAUGUUAAAAGUUGGAAUGUAUACGGCUUCAAAGAAUCUCAUAUACCAGAACAAGUACAUAUUGCUUUAGGAGAGCAACCAUCAACUAUAAGUAUUACAUGGGUUACGCAAGAAAAUACAGAGAGUUCAACUGUACUCUAUGGUACUAAGCUGUUAAAUAUGAAAAGUACUGGUUAUGUUAAAGAGUUUAUUGACGGAGGACGUGAACAACGUAAAAUGUAUGUACAUCGAGUGAUUUUAUCCGAUUUAAUUGCUGGCACAAUUUAUUAUUAUAAAUGUGGUAGUUUAGAUGGUUGGUCAGAUGUUUUAAAUUUUCGUGCCCUGCCAUCUCAUCCUUAUUGGUCACCUAAACUAGCAGUCUAUGGAGAUAUGGGAGCAACUGAUGCACCUUCACUACCAGAAUUAAUUCAUCAAGUCAAAGAUUUAAAUAGUUAUGAUAUGGUCUUACAUGUUGGUGAUUUCGCCUAUAAUAUGGAUACAGAUAAUGCAAGAGUUGGUGAUCAGUUUAUGCGUAAUAUACAACCAAUUGCAUCAAAGAUUCCUUAUAUGACAUGUGUUGGUAACCAUGAAGCUGCUUAUAAUUUCUCAAAUUACAAAGCAAGAUUCACAAUGCCUGGAGGAGAUGGUGAAUCACAAUUUUAUAGUUUUAACGUUGGACCUGCGCAUAUUGUGGCAUUCUCCAGUGAAUUAUAUUACUUUUUAUUUUAUGGAUGGAAAACGUUAGUGAUGCAAUAUGACUGGUUGUAUAAGGAUUUACUAGAAGCGAAUACACCAGAAAAUAGAAAAAAUCAUCCAUGGAUUAUUGUAAUAGGUCAUAGACCAAUGUAUUGUUCAAAUAAUUUUGAUCCGAUGCAUUGUGAUUUUGAGAAUAAUAUUGUACGCACUGGAUUCGACAUAUCACCUAGCCAGCAUCACAGAGUAUACCUUAUGGGACUGGAAAACUUAUUUUAUCAGUAUGGUGUGGAUUUAAUCAUUGCUGGUCAUGAACACUCAUAUGAAAGAUUUUGGCCAGUUUACAAUAGAACCGUUUGUAAUUCUACAACAAGUGAAAAUCCAUAUGAAAAUCCAAAUGCUCCAGUACAUAUUGUCAGUGGAGCUGCUGGAUCAGAUGAAGGUAAAGAUACAUUUAUUUAUGGUGGAAAACCUUGGUCAGCAUUUCGUACAACUGAUUUUGGAUAUACUAGAAUGACAAUACAUAAUGUUACUCAUUUAGAAAUUGAACAGAUUUCAGUGGAAAAUGAAAGAAAAGGUCAAGUGAUUGAUUCCUUCACAAUCAUCAAGGAUAAACAUGGGCCAGGUUUAUAUACUUGUCAUAAUCAAGAUUCAUUUGAUUACUACGAUAUUCUAGAUGUUUAA
Molecule: messenger RNA, 1398 nt
Organism: Schistosoma rodhaini
Lineage: Eukaryota; Metazoa; Platyhelminthes; Trematoda; Strigeidida; Schistosomatidae
Source: the annotation of a GenBank genome assembly